CAGAUCAUCAACUUGCUCAUCCAACGCGGCGCCAACGUCAAUGUUCACAACGCCCGCGGCCAGACACCUCUCCACAUCGCCGCCCAACAGGGCGAUCUGAACACUGUCUCUCUUCUGCUCGCUUCUUAUCCCAUCGACGUCAACGCCCGUGACCGAUCCGGGUGCACACCGCUUCAUCUUGCAAGCGAGAAUGGCCAUGCCCAGGUGGUGAGCCUGCUGGUGGCUCACCACGCCCAGUUGGAUGCCAAGUCGAGGGGGUGA
Molecule: messenger RNA, 261 nt
Organism: Penicilliopsis zonata CBS 506.65
Lineage: Eukaryota; Fungi; Ascomycota; Eurotiomycetes; Eurotiales; Aspergillaceae
Exons: 1
Molecular function (GO): protein binding
Source: RefSeq, a predicted model, not a curated record